CUACAGUGAUCACAUGACACCUACUUCCUGUUUCAAGAGUUGUCUUUCUCUUUUUAUCUUGGUCCCCUGAAAACAAGGCCAAGAUGGGUCGUCGACCAGCCCGUUGUUACAGAUACUGUAAAAACAAGCCCUAUCCAAAGUCACGCUUUUGCCGUGGUGUCCCAGAUCCUAAGAUCAGGAUUUUUGACUUGGGCAGAAAGAGGGCUCGUGUAGAUGAGUUUCCACUAUGCAUCCACAUGAUUUCUGAUGAGUAUGAACAGCUGUCAUCUGAAGCUCUUGAGGCAGGUCGUAUCUGUGCCAACAAGUACCUGGUGAAGAACUGUGGUAAAGAUGCCUUCCACCUACGGGUUCGGUUACACCCAUUCCACGUUAACCGAAUCAACAAGAUGUUGUCGUGUGCCGGUGCUGAUAGACUUCAGACCGGAAUGAGAGGUGCCUUUGGCAAACCCCAAGGUACCGUUGCACGUGUGCACAUCGGACAGCCAAUCAUGUCGGUGCGUGCUCGUGAACAACAUGAGCCGCAGGUUGUGGAGGCUCUGAGGCGUGCUAAGUUCAAGUACCCAGGACGUCAAAAGAUCGUCAUCUCCAAGAAGUGGGGCUUCACCAAGUGGCCACGGGAAGACUACGAAAAGAUGCGUGCUGACGGCAUCCUGGUGCCUGAUGGUGUCAACUGCCAGUACAAGCCCAACCACGGACCCUUGGAUGCCUGGAGGAGCAGACAGGUCGCCCGGUCAUAAGCUGAGAUCAGGAGUUUGGUCAAUGUGAAUAAACUGUUUGAGAACAGGCAAA
This is a messenger RNA of Aplysia californica (California sea hare), 789 nucleotides long. Its product is annotated as 60S ribosomal protein L10. NCBI's taxonomy places the organism in Eukaryota, Metazoa, Mollusca, Gastropoda, Aplysiida, Aplysiidae. The coding region runs from base 84 to 737 and encodes 217 amino acids. Gene Ontology annotation, molecular function: structural constituent of ribosome. Gene Ontology annotation, biological process: ribosomal large subunit assembly; translation. The transcript is spliced from 6 exons. Gene Ontology annotation, cellular component: ribosome; cytosolic large ribosomal subunit. The record is from RefSeq and is a predicted model, not a curated record.